AUGAAGAGCGUUCCGCUGAUAGCGCUGCUGGUCGUGCAGGUCCUUUGGGCAAGCCUGGUGUCGGCCGACAUAGCAGCAUACGUUCCGAACUGGGCGAACCAAAACAACAUUGACAUUAGCACCCUCAACUACAAUAACAUCAGCCAAAUACUCUAUGCCUUCUUCACUGUCAGCGCCAACGGCAGCGUCAUUCCCACACUCAAGGCCAACGAUGACAUCAACAUCCCCAAGCUCAAUCAGCUCAAGAGUGUUUAUGGAUUCACCACAAUUGCAUCCAUCGGAGGGUGGACCAACUCCACUCAAUUCAGCCAAGCUUUCUCGACGGAUGCCGGGCGGCAGAACUUUGUCAGCUCGGUGGUGUCGACUCUCAUCAACAGCUCGUAUGCAUUUGAUGGAAUCGAUAUUGACUGGGAGUAUCCAGACGCCUCGGGCAACGGAUGCAAUAGCAAGAGCAUCCACGACUUUCAAAACUUCAACACAACGCUCAAACUGCUUCGCGACCGGCUUGGAAACCGAACCAUCUCGAUCGCAGCCGGAGCGACCAUCAAGGUAUACUCAGAUGUCAACGGGACCAACUGGCUGCCGAUCUGGGCUCGCUACCUCUCGUACAUCAACGUGAUGACCUACGAUUACUCUGGCAACUGGAACUCGCACACGGGCUACAACACGCCCCUGUUUCCCUCUGCAAACGACCCCCUCAAGAUCAUAUCGAUCAACGACACUCUCAACAACUACGUCAACGUGCUUGGGAUCAACCCAAGCCAGCUCCGACUUGGUCUAGAGUUCAACGGGCACUCGUUCUAUCCGAUCAACAUCGAUGCCGCGCAUCCUGAUGGCGUCUUUCAGACAUGUCCCUUGACCAAUGCAUCCGAUCCGGCCUCGGGCGCAUGCACUACAAUCAAGGGCGACAUGCUCGACAACGCCGCCUUCGACGGCUGCAACCCACCGGGAUACUCGGGCGACUGGAGCUGGCGCGGGCUGCGGUCUAUGGGGGUGCUCCAGACCCCGACGCAGACGGUGCCCAACUCGGGUUGGAUCCGCACCUUCCACAACUCGGUCAUGGUCCCGACCCUCAUCAACCCAACCUCCAAGGUGUUCAUCAACUACGACGAUGUGCAGUCUGUCACUGCCAAGGCACAGUUUGCGCGCUACUGGAAGCUCGGGGGUAUCUUUGCUUGGGAGCUGUCCGAGGACUACUAUAACUCGUCCAGCAACAUCAACGGGGAGCUGAUUUCCGCGGCCGUGAGCGCCUAUCAAUCUGGCCAGGUCUUUCAGCUCGUGGCGACGUCGAAGGCAGCGCCGGCACGAACCGCGAGAACAGUCGAUGCGACAACGAUCGUGUGGUGGGUGGUCGGCAGCAUGUGCUGGGCGUCCGUCAUCUCAUGGCUGUGGAUGAGUGAGUGACGAGCAGCAAAUGGGAGACAAAGACCACCUCACACAGGCCCCCCAAGUAUGCCGCAUCAGCCAGGUCGCCUCUCGAGUCGCAGUCGCAGUUGCAGAAUGAACAUCAUGUGCAUAUCACAUAUGUAUUUGCAUUGCCGAUGCGUGGAUGCCGACGAAACAAGUCUGCAGGCGUGCCAUCUGGGAAAGGAGAAAGAGAGAGAGAGAGCAGGCCGGGUGGGAUCGAUCGAUGGCUUUGCAGAAAGCACGGGCGGCGGGAUGCAACAACACAGUAUGCCUGGGGAUCGGUGAAGGAGAAAGUACAGGCAGCGCGAAGCGAGAAGCUGGUGUCUCCAGCCAAACAAUGAUGAAGGCGUUGCUCAGCGCAAGGGGAAGCAAUCCGGCGAUUUAGUCCGAGAGGGUAA
Molecule: messenger RNA, 1805 nt
Organism: Polychytrium aggregatum
Lineage: Eukaryota; Fungi; Chytridiomycota; Chytridiomycetes; Polychytriales
Product: glycoside hydrolase superfamily
Exons: 8
Coding region: 1-1404 (467 amino acids)
Biological process (GO): chitin catabolic process; carbohydrate metabolic process
Cellular component (GO): extracellular region
Molecular function (GO): chitinase activity; chitin binding
Source: RefSeq, a predicted model, not a curated record